AGCUGUCAGGAGCCAAGCAGCGGGCGGGUGGCGGGAUCCGACGUCGGCUCUGGACCCGGCUGACUGAACCCAGCGCCGCAGCUGCGGGGAGGGCAGCGCAACCCCGGCUCCCCGCGCGGUCGCAGAGGCGAGCAGGGACUAGCGGGCGGCCCGCCCGGGGCGCAGGCGAGAUGGGGAACCGGGAGAUGGAGGAGCUGAUCCCCCUGGUGAACCGUCUGCAGGACGCCUUCUCGGCGCUGGGGCAGAGCUGCCUGCUGGAGCUGCCGCAGAUCGCCGUGGUGGGCGGCCAGAGCGCAGGCAAGAGCUCCGUGCUCGAGAACUUCGUGGGCAGGGACUUCCUCCCUCGAGGGUCAGGCAUCGUAACGAGAAGGCCUCUGGUGCUCCAGCUUGUAACUUCCAAAGCAGAAUAUGCUGAAUUUCUACAUUGCAAAGGAAAAAAAUUUACAGAUUUUGAGGAAGUUCGCCAUGAGAUUGAAGCAGAAACAGAUCGAGUGACUGGAAUGAAUAAAGGCAUUUCCUCCAUACCAAUUAAUUUACGAGUCUGUUCCCCACAUGUGUUAAAUCUGACCCUUAUCGAUCUACCUGGAAUUACUAAAGUGCCCGUCGGGGAUCAGCCCAUAGAUAUUGAGCAUCAGAUCCGAGAGAUGAUUAUGCAGUUCAUCUCGCGGGACAACUGUCUGAUUUUGGCCGUGACCCCAGCUAACACCGACCUUGCAAACUCAGAUGCACUGAAGCUAGCUAAAGAUGUGGAUCCCCAAGGUCUAAGAACCAUUGGAGUCAUCACCAAGCUGGACCUUAUGGAUGAAGGAACGGAUGCCAGGGACAUCCUAGAGAACAGGCUGCUGCCUCUUCGCAGGGGUUACAUAGGGGUGGUCAACAGAAGCCAGAAGGACAUAGAUGGGAAGAAGGACAUUAAAGCGGCCAUGUUGGCAGAAAGGAAAUUCUUUCUCUCACACCCGGCUUACAGACAUAUUGCUGACCGGAUGGGGACCCCACACCUGCAGAAGGUCCUUAAUCAGCAACUCACCAACCACAUUCGAGAUACCCUGCCAAACUUCAGGAACAAACUACAAGGACAGUUGCUCUCCAUAGAACACGAAGUAGAAGGCUUCAAGAACUUCAAGCCCGAAGACCCCACCAGGAAGACCAAAGCGCUACUACAGAUGGUCCAGCAGUUUGCCGUGGACUUUGAGAAGAGAAUCGAAGGCUCAGGGGACCAAGUUGACACCCUGGAGCUCUCAGGGGGAGCGAAAAUCAAUCGUAUUUUUCACGAACGCUUUCCUUUUGAAAUAGUAAAGAUGGAGUUCAACGAGAAAGAACUGCGGAGAGAAAUAAGCUAUGCAAUCAGAAAUAUCCACGGCAUCAGGACCGGGUUGUUUACUCCAGACAUGGCGUUCGAAGCAAUAGUCAAAAAACAAAUUGUAAAGCUGAAAGGGCCUUCCUUGAAGAGUGUAGAUCUCGUAAUACAAGAAUUAAUCAACACCGUCAAGAAGUGUACCAAAAAGCUGGCCAACUUCCCCAGACUCUGCGAGGAAACGGAGAGGAUUGUCGCUAACCACAUUCGCGAGCGAGAAGGGAAGACAAAGGACCAGGUAUUGCUGCUGAUUGACAUCCAGGUCUCCUACAUCAACACCAACCACGAAGAUUUCAUUGGCUUCGCAAAUGCUCAACAGAGGAGCAGUCAAGUUCACAAGAAAAACACAGUUGGAAAUCAGGGAUCCAAUCUUCCGCCUUCAAGGCAAAUUGUGAUCCGCAAGGGCUGGCUAACCAUCAGCAACAUUGGUAUCAUGAAAGGAGGCUCCAAGGGGUACUGGUUCGUCCUGACUGCCGAAAGCUUGUCCUGGUAUAAAGAUGAUGAGGAAAAAGAAAAGAAGUAUAUGCUUCCCUUGGACAACCUGAAAGUUCGGGAUGUGGAAAAGAGCUUUAUGUCUAGCAAGCACAACUUUGCAAUUUUUAAUACAGAACAGAGGAAUGUAUACAAAGAUUAUCGCUUCCUUGAGCUGGCAUGCGAUUCACAGGAGGAUGUAGACAGCUGGAAAGCAUCUCUGCUAAGAGCUGGAGUUUAUCCUGAUAAAUCUUUAACUGAAAAUGAUGAGAAUGGCCAAGCAGAAAACUUUUCCAUGGACCCCCAACUGGAGAGGCAGGUGGAGACCAUUCGCAACCUUGUAGACUCCUACAUGUCCAUCAUCAACAAAUGCAUCCGAGACCUGAUUCCGAAAACGAUAAUGCACCUGAUGAUCAAUAAUGUGAAGGAUUUCAUAAACUCGGAGCUCCUGGCACAGUUGUAUUCUUCAGAGGACCAAAACACUCUGAUGGAGGAAUCUGCUGAGCAGGCUCAGCGGCGGGACGAGAUGCUUCGAAUGUACCAAGCCCUUAAAGAAGCCCUUGCCAUCAUUGGCGACGUCAGCACCGCCACGACCUUCACCCCCGCACCGCCUCCCGUGGACGACUCCUGGAUACAGCACUCUCGCAGGUCACCCCCUCCGAGCCCCACCACCCAAAGGAGACCCACGCUGAGCGCCCCACUGGCACGGCCCACGUCCGGCCGAGGGCCGGCUCCCGCCAUUCCCUCCCCCGGACCCCACUCGGGGGCGCCCCCAGUUCCGUUCCGGCCCGGCCCGUUGCCUCCUUUCCCCAACAGCAAUGACUCGUUCGGAACCCCUCCGCAAGUCCCGUCUCGGCCCACGCGGGCCCCGCCCAGUGUCCCCAGCCGGAGACCACCCCCGUCACCAACUCGUCCUACCAUAAUCCGUCCACUAGAAUCCUCCCUGUUAGACUAAACGAAGUAUCUGGCGUGGCAAUUAAUUACUAAUGAAUUAUGCGAAAGCAACAUAUUUGAUAACCAUUGCAGUAACUCAUGAGUAGUCGCCCGUGUGGACACCAGUAGGCAAGUAACCAGUUUUACUAACGCAUUUGUCACUCAUCUUCAUUGCUCAUGGUCUGUCAGACCUUUGGGGUUUGACUCUUGAAAACUGCUGACCCUUCGAGGUUUUAUCUGUUACACUGACCAAGGUAGGUGUGUACAGCAGCCUUAUACUUUGGGGACCAUUUGCCCUUCCUGGCAUACAUUUUAAAUUGCUUUGGACAAGUUUCCCAGGUUACUGACCCGAUAGAUGGCCCAUUAACUAUGAUGCUUAAGAGAUAGGCGAUGGUGGGCGGAAACCUCAGCCAUACACACUUGUUUUCCCACAUUCCGUCUUGGCUGACAAAAAUGAUGUUUCCGCCUACUCCGUAAUGACCCAUUUAGAUCCUCUUUUCUUCCUCUAUUUCAUAAGGCUGCUUAGGAAGUAAUUUUUUUUUUAAAUUAGGAUUCCUUAAGACUAAAACUUUUCCAGAAGAGCAAGGUGGUUUGCCAAGGAAAAGUUAAUGCAUUGCUUGCUCUAGAGAGCUUCUCCGCGUUGCCAGUGUGUUUUGCUUCGUGCUGGAAGCAUCUUCAACAGCACAUCAGAGCUUGUUUUUCAGUCUUCAGUCAGUAGAUUUGGCUAGUUUCAAAAUUCAAGGAAGAAGCAAAAUGUCUCAUCUGGAGAAGUAUCUGGAAAAAUGUAAUUUCUUUAUUCACUUAUAUACUCACCUCCUUAUAGGUGACAGUGAAGGUUGACGUGGAAAUUACUUACUUUUUCAGACUGGUCUAAUUUUAGGCAUGGCUAACUAUACUUUGACACUAACUCCAGUUUAUUUAUCUUCUUGGUUGGUUGGAGCAAAAAGAUUUCUUUCUUUCCCUGCUAAUAUGUAAUUUCUUCAUGUAAAAAUGUACCCUACCUUUCAAACAGGUGUAAAGUAAUUUUCUAUCCAUCCUAGGCUUUCUUAAUAAGUCUUGAGCCUUACUGACGGGAUAACCGCAUUUAAAAC
Rhinolophus ferrumequinum (greater horseshoe bat) is the source of this 3849-nucleotide messenger RNA. RefSeq names its product dynamin 3 (gene DNM3). Lineage: Eukaryota; Metazoa; Chordata; Mammalia; Chiroptera; Rhinolophidae. The transcript has 21 exons. The record is from RefSeq and is a predicted model, not a curated record. Gene Ontology annotation, cellular component: cytoplasm; microtubule; membrane. Gene Ontology annotation, molecular function: GTPase activity; microtubule binding; GTP binding. Bases 171 to 2780 code for a protein of 869 amino acids.